This is a messenger RNA of Gamsiella multidivaricata, 993 nucleotides long. RefSeq lists its product as uncharacterized. The record is from RefSeq and is a predicted model, not a curated record. The transcript has a single exon. Lineage: Eukaryota; Fungi; Mortierellomycota; Mortierellomycetes; Mortierellales; Mortierellaceae. The coding region runs from base 271 to 867 and encodes 198 amino acids.
GGAUGGGAGCCCGGCAUCAUGACAACACCACUACGACACUGUACAAUAGGCCCCAGACAUGUAUAUAUAGACCCUACUUACGAUCAUUAAACAGCAUUCAUUUCUACGCAUUCCUACUUGACCACUGCCCUUGACCCCUUGACUCUGCUGCUGUUGCACCUGACCACCAGAAAGCACGACAGCACUUCGACAGUGAGCUGGCUUCGAUCCAAGCCCAAUUGGCCUAACUCACCCGUCCUAUCGACAAGUUCAUGCUCGACACUCUGACCGAUGACCGUUAUGACGACAUGCAAUCAGACGAACUCCUCACCUUCGGCGAUCAGAUGCGCCGUCUCUUACAGAAAGUUAGCCACACAGUCAACGAGACCCGUGUCCAAAAUCUCGAAAGAGCACACGGACUUGGUAUGCUAUCCAAGAAAAGCACACGUCCAGCCAUUGUGGACACCAAUUCGCUCCUGGAACGCAAGAAACUCCUCAACAGCGUCAGGAACAGCCUUCUCUCCAACAAUCGAGGACGUGGAAGGGGUCGGUCCGGCAACAAUCGGAAUAACAACACUCAGCACUCUCAGAGUUACCAAACUUCGGACUCUCAGCAGCCAUAUCAACAGCAGCAGCAGUCAUUCUCCCAACAGCCAGACAACGUUAACCAAAAUUUUCAGCAAGCCCAAGGCAACACAUACAGGGGACGCGGUCGGGGCCGCGGCCGAGGGCAGACAACCAACCCUCAGUAGGUGGACGGCUAUACCUAUACAGUGCCGUUCAAAACUGAGCCAAUGUUUUGCAAAUUUUUACUCUGAGAGCUGGUACUCACAAACAAGUGAUCCGAUUACCUUGGGACUUUGUAUGAAUGUUCUUUGGCCAUUGUAGAAGACGUUUAUAAAAGAUGAAGUCGUUACCAGUAGCCAUUGUAAAUUUAUAGUCGUCAGUAGAGGCCACGUGGUUGGCUCAGUUUUGAACCAUACCCACAAAAUUUCCAUUUUUAUUAAAAAACUC